Podospora anserina S mat+ is the source of this 2697-nucleotide messenger RNA. RefSeq lists its product as uncharacterized. Lineage: Eukaryota; Fungi; Ascomycota; Sordariomycetes; Sordariales; Podosporaceae. The transcript has 2 exons. Bases 1 to 2697 code for a protein of 898 amino acids. The record is from RefSeq and is a predicted model, not a curated record.
AUGGAAUCUUUCACCUCGCCAGCAACACGAGCUGCAACCGCCACCCACGACGCAUCUUCCGUCACAGCAGCAGCAAUACCAGCACCAGCAAAGAAUAUCAGAUCCGGUGCAGAUUCUUCAGUCAAGGAAACCCUUCCAGACCGGCCGCUUCGGGUAGGCUUUCAAGAGGAUCAACCCAUUCCCAUUCGUACCAUCAAGGACACCAUCGCCGAGCGCCGUCAGCCGGAGAGGCGAGACUCAUGUGAGAGGUUUCAGUUGAACUUCCAACAACGAAGGUCAAACACCGGCUGGUCUGUGGCCUCUGGAUUAACUGCCGCUUCAACUGUCACCGACAUCACCGAGCCCGAAAGUCCUGAUGCCAUUGACGAAGAAACGUUUGAUGUUGAAUCGGUGCUGGCAUCAUCACCUCCCUACCCUCACGGCUCUCCAUCUCGCUCUAUCGCUUGCUCUUCAUUACCGACAAAGCCUCUGGCUCCUAUCGAUACUGACAGAUCCUCUUCAUUUCGCCAACGCCAGCCAGUCAGUGACAUUCCGCCAUCACCUCGGAAAGUGCAUUCGGAUCGGCCAUACCGGAGGAGUUCAGACUAUAUCACACAUCCUCCACCUCUCGAGAAACAAGCUGGAUCGAUUACGGAUGACGCGGCGAAUCCAGACCUCAGGGCCGCUUGCGACAUAGUUGGCAAGGAGGACGGCGAUAACAACGAGCCGGCACAGCAACGGGAUGAGUUGUCUUCUGAAGCAGAUGGAGGCUGUCCGUCCACACCGGACGGAUUCCAUUCCUCGGCAGAUGAAAAUACGCCAGAUUCUCUGAGCGACGUAGAAGUGGACGACAACUCGGUGCAGGAUUUCCUCGACAGAGCCCUCAAGCAUGUGUUUGGUGUCGAGCUCUGUGAACUGAACCAAGGCACCGCGUCAGCGGCCUACCAAUCGGUGAGUUACUGUCUCGACGAACUAUCAUAUAUUGUCCGGUCCGGUAGCCGGCAUUUCGCCGACUCUGCCGUCCCGCCAGUGAACGAGGCAGCUCGCAGUCAUGCAGGUUUCAACAGCACUCCUAUCCAAGGCACGGCCGACACAACUGGCUAUGGCGGCAAAUCAAGUGGCCAGGGCAGUCGUAAAAACCACAACGGGACGAAAAAAAGACUCAGUGGGGGCCUCGAAGGCGGAGAGGAAGAAGAAGACGGGGAUGGCGACGAGGGAGAUGAUCGCCAGGGCGGUGGCGGUAAGCGACAAAGAAUAACGGACCAUGGUCACGGCCAAAACUUUAGCUGUCCGUUCCGCAAGAGAAACCCGAUCAGAUUCAACGUUCGAGACUUUCAGAGCUGCGCGGUACAGUCCUUCCCCGACAUCCCUCAGCUCAAACGGCACAUCAAGAACUUCCACCGACAAAACUCGAUACCGCCGUUUAUGUGUCCGCGAUGCAAGGAGGAUCUAGGAAGCCACGUGGACUUGGUCGCCCAUUCGGCCGUAAAGAUACAUCUCAUGUGUGAAGUACGGGAUGUGCCAUCAAGUCUGGACCCCGAAGACGGCAUCACGCCACAGGUGGAGGAGGUUCUCAAUGGGAGAAAAGCAAACUCAAAGGUGGACUGUUGGGAUACGCUCUGGGACGUGUUGUUUGGCACGGAGGAAGGGAUCCCUGACCAUAAUUUUGUGCCCCCUACAGAAUUGGAUGAGGUGCAUGCCGAAUUCAGGAAGCCGUCCUCCCGCGAUGAACUCAGGCAGCGGCUUGCGACGGAGUUUCCUCACCACGACCCAGACCUCCUGCUCAGCCUCUUCAACGAGCACAUCGACUCUGUUGUGGACACCUGCCGCUUACGGACAAGCCAACUCUCUGGGCGGCCAAGACGGACCCGCAACCAGGGCCCUCGACAGCCAACAGCAAGCCCUCAGCGGGCGAGAAGAGCUAGCCACACAGCACCCCUCCAUCCGAUUCAGAGCAGAGACACACUGGGGAGUAACGGCCAAAGCGGCGGGGCGUCCUCGACGCAUGGCACGCCCAUCAACAACGAUUCGUCUUGGCCGAGUCCCAGCCAGCCGCCGUUGAUGUCGUAUGCGCCGUCACCGGGAGGCUAUGGACAGGCCGUCAGUCCGGGAGGAUUGAGUGACACCAAUGUGGCAUCCCUUCUCCCGGCACAAGUAUCAAGGCGUCAGCUUGGUAUCACUGUGCCGGCUCCGACAGCGCGGCAGGUACAGCGGCCAACAUUUGGCGCGCCGCUUCUGGGGACCUCCGGAGGAACAGAUGGGAGUGCCUCCCACCAUAUGCGGGUGCCUUCGGGGGACUCGGGGAUCAGCUUCGACACGGCUGCGGCAGCUGGCUAUCUCUUGCGGCAGCAGCCGGGUGUCAAUCUUGUCCCGAACCACUUUUUUGGCAGCACGAAUCUUCCAGUGCGGCAGCAAUUCCAACAUGGCAUCAGACGCGCAGGUGGUUUCCAGGGAGGCAGCGCGAACACACUUAGCCUUGAUAUGAACCAGGUGUAUCAGCAGCAGCAGGGGCCAUACCAGCAUCACAUGCAGCAUGCGCAUGCGCAACAGCUACAGCUACAGCUACAGCUACAGCCACAGCAGAUGCCGGGACAGGGGAAGUCACCCAUCAGCCCGCACUCGGCCAUGACGGUGACAGCUUCAUCGCCAGGAGGGUUCUUUGGGAGUUAUGAGCUGGGGCCAGGUCAGACAAACCUGGGACAACAGUAUCCACAUUAA